AUGGUGCGGAAUUAUACCAGGAAGACAGAUCGAGGGAAAGUCCCGGAUGAGAGCUUUGAAAAAGCCUAUGAAGCUGUCAAGACCAAAACCAUGUCUUUGCGGGAAGCAGUUGUAGCCUUCGAGAUCGACAAAAUGACAUUGUUUAGAUUUAUAAGAAAAAAAGAUGAAUCGCAAGGUCAAACCGUUACAAUGGGGUAUACCAAACGAAGAAAAAUUUUUCCAGACCAAUUAGAAUCUCAACUCGAAGAGUAUAUAAUACACUCUUCAAAAAUCUACUACGGAGUUACACCACAAAACAUCAAAGUUUUAGCUUACGAACUUGCUAUGGCUAAUAGGAAUAUCAUUACAUUACCUGAUUCAUGGAUUAACCAUAAAAUGGCUACAAAGGACUGGUUUAGCUUAUUUAUGAAAAGACACCCUAGACUAUCAAUCAGGGAGCCUGAGGCUACGAGCCUUAGUCGCGCUACCAGUUUUAAUAAAGUCAAUGUUGAUCUAUUUUUUGACAAUUUGAAGAGUACUUUAGAUAAAUACAAAAUUGAACCUAAGGAUAUUUGGAAUAUUGACGAAACCGGUGUGCAAACAGUUCAGAGGCCAAACAAAAUCGUAGCUCAGAAAGGAGUACGCCAAGUAGGGAAAGCUACGUCAGCAGAAAGGGGGCAGACUGUCACUAUGGUAUUGGCUGUCAGUGCCAUCGGCCACUCAGUUCCUCCAAUGUUAGUAUUCCCAAGAGUAUUCUUCAAGGAUCACUUCAUCAUUAACGGGCCACCAGGAUGUAUUGGAACUUCCUACCCAUCCGGAUGGAUCACAUCUGAAUCGUUUUUGACGUUCAUUAAACAUUUUCACGGCCACGUAAGAUCUAGCAAGGGCAAUCCCUGCUUGUUGGUUUUGGAUAACCAUGAAUCACACUUAUCUAUUGAAGUGCUCAACUUCUGCAAAGAAAAUGGUAUCGUCAUGUUGUCUUUUCCCCCCCACACUUCUCACCGCCUGCAACCGCUUGACAGGUCAGUUUAUGGGCCUUUCAAAAGAUUUUACUUCGCUUCAGUCGACGACUGGAUGGUCAACAAUGCAGGGAAAACUGUAACAAUCUACGACAUUCCUGGCAUAGUAAAGAUGGCACUCCCUAGAGCAAUAAAUCCUACAAAUAUUAUAUCUGGUUUUCAAGCAACAGGAAUCGCGCCAUACAACAGAGAAGUGUUUACUGAGAAUGACUUCUUGUUCAGCGCAGUCACGGAUAGAGAGAUGACUUCACAAGACAGCACUGUCAAGACUUCUCAAGCUGGGACAAGCAACGCUGAUGGUCUACACUCCAAAGUGAACCGAACUGAGACUACAACUGCAAUUCCAUCUACAAAUAAGGAUGUUUCUGUAGGCGUAUUCACUGUAAGCCCUCAAGAAAUCCGCCCCUACCCUAAAGCUCGAGAGCGAAAAAAUAUAAAAAAAGGGAGGAAAUCUUUAAAAUUCGCUAUCCUUACUAGCACACCAGUUAAGGAGAGGCUGGAAGUGGAAGCCAAAAAAAGGAAGCUAAAAUGGUAG
Messenger RNA from Homalodisca vitripennis (glassy-winged sharpshooter), 1533 nucleotides. RefSeq lists its product as uncharacterized. NCBI's taxonomy places the organism in Eukaryota, Metazoa, Arthropoda, Insecta, Hemiptera, Cicadellidae. The record is from RefSeq and is a predicted model, not a curated record. The transcript has a single exon. Gene Ontology annotation, cellular component: nucleus. Gene Ontology annotation, molecular function: DNA binding. The coding region runs from base 1 to 1533 and encodes 510 amino acids.